Volvox carteri f. nagariensis is the source of this 159-nucleotide messenger RNA. RefSeq lists its product as uncharacterized. The transcript has a single exon. Lineage: Eukaryota; Viridiplantae; Chlorophyta; Chlorophyceae; Chlamydomonadales; Volvocaceae. The annotation marks the transcript as partial. Gene Ontology annotation, biological process: regulation of cellular respiration. The record is from RefSeq and is a predicted model, not a curated record.
UCUUUCGCCCCUAUACCCAAGUCUGAAAAGCGAUUUGCACGUCAGCACAUCUACGAGCCUCCACCAGAGGUUACUCUGGCUUCACCCUGCUCAGGCAUAGUUCACCAUCUUUCGGGUCCCAACAGGUAUGCUCGCACUCAAACCUUUCGCAAAAGCAAC